Molecule: messenger RNA, 2917 nt
Organism: Owenia fusiformis
Lineage: Eukaryota; Metazoa; Annelida; Polychaeta; Sabellida; Oweniidae
Source: the annotation of a GenBank genome assembly
AUACAUUUCUAAACACAAGAAGAGGCACAUUUAAAAUAAUGACAGUACCAUGGAAGCACCAUUGAUAACAUUGUCUCCUAUAAUCACACACAGUCAUCCACUAAGGGAAUCCAACGCUUCAGUUCUUUAGUUACAGAGAAUCCUGUUAUUGGAUUGACAAUACAUAGCCGUGGGCAGGGAUAUUAGAAUCAAGAAGUUAAACCUCACGACCAAGACCUAUUAAAUAGCCGGAGAUAAGGAAAUAACAGUGGCAAGGACAAAAGAAUGAAAGCAUGACAGGAAAUAACUAACGAAGUCGAGGAUGUCCAUCUAAGUGGCAUAUCUGUAAUCUUCAUCAGUAACUAUCCAACAUUAUGUUGACGAAUCUGUGUAUGGAGUCCAAUCAAAGGAGGGAGGAAUCCAGAAAGAGUCACGAGGGCUCGCCUGCACUUGGAAUGAACGGAAUCUCAAUGCCGCAGUAUCUUCUCAGGUGUAUAUGUAUGACAUCAGCUGAUCACGGUAACGAGAUUUACAAGAAGAAGGAAGAAAUGGGAAGUCCAGCAAAAGUUGUGCUCCUCGCUUGCGGGUCUUUUAAUCCCGUCACAAACAUGCACUUGAGAAUGUUUGAGCUUGCUCGAGACUCACUGCAACGUACAGGAAGAUAUCGGGUCGUCGGAGGCAUAAUAUCCCCUGUUAACGACAAAUAUGCAAAGAAGGACCUGGUCUCUGCUAAACAUAGAUGUUCAAUGGUUAGGACAGCUUUGAAAUCUUCAGAUUGGAUCAGAAUGGACCCUUGGGAGAGCGAACAGGAACAAUGGCAAGAAACAGCCAAAGUGUUAGAGCAUCAUCAACGGAACCUCGACAGUAUAUCAAAUGCAAAUUUCAGUUCCACGUCAUCAACACCGUCCAAGAAAAGAAAACUUGAUGAAUCUCCAACUUCAGAGCCUGCUAACUUCCCCCUUUCUCAGCGUCUCUUAGAUGUAAGCAACCAGAAUGACACAGAACCUAUCAGACUAAAGCUGCUAUGUGGGGCUGACCUGCUGGAAUCUUUUGCAGUCCCUAAUCUUUGGUCAGAUGAUGAUAUAGAAAAUAUAGUGAAGAACUAUGGCCUUGUGUGCAUCAGUAGGUCAGGUGCUAAUGCCCAGAAGUUUAUAUAUGAUUCUGAUGUUCUCACCAGACACCAGGAAAACAUACACUUAGUGACUGAGUGGAUACAAAAUGAGAUUAGUGCAACAAAAAUAAGACGUGCUCUGCGGCGUGGUGAGAGUGUGAAAUAUCUUCUACAAGACAGUGUUAUAGACUUCAUCCAUGAACACAACCUAUAUGGGAUUUACAACAAUAUUACAACAGGUACCAAAGGUGUUCCACAUAGACAGGAUCAAAUCGAUGGAGAUGCAGACACAACUACAAAUGAUAACGAGUGCAUAAAGAAGGCUGCCCACCCUCAGUACCUCUCGCCAGGACUUACCCCGGACCACAUGUCUGCGGCACAUAUGGAUAUCUCCCCAUCGGAUAAAUCAUCAGAUAAACACUCCCCUAACAGUAACACUACACAGUCCCCGGAAAGUAACACUACUCAUUCUCCAGAGAGUAACACCUCUCCAGAAAGUAAUGUCACUCGUUCACCGGAAAGUAAUGACACUCAUUCACCUGAACGCAACCAUGCCCAUUCUCCACAAAGUACCACACCUGAAAAGGAUAAUGAUAACAGAAACAAAGUACAUGAUAAACAUAUUGAAUCAAAAUAUUUCAGUCCUUCUCGUGCACCAAGAAAUGACAGUGGAUAUGGCAGCACAAACAUAUACACAGACACGCGAUCAUCAAAAUAUUCACAGAAUGUGUACAUAUGCGAAUCAGACAAUCAGACAAUGUAUGGGUACAAGCCACAAGAUGGGGUGUAUAAGUCUGGCGGAACUGUUGGUCGUAUAACAUACCUCCCUAGGGUGGAUGCUAUAUAUGAUGAUAGUAUGGAUUUUCCAGAGCCACCAGAUUAUGUGGCCUCCGACAAUGCUUCCUUAGAUACUGAUGCUGAAAGCCAAUCAUAUUCCGAGAAUUACCUUGAUGAGGUGUACCAUCCUCCUCGGCGAUCACCCAAUACAUUUAGCGGCAAGGCAGAGCUGCGUACUCGUAGCGUAGACAGAGAUACCUCAUACACAUAUAAGUUCAACAACAUGCGAUUUGACCCUCAAUGGGGCACCAACAAGAACACAGCAUCACUUCCAAGGAUAUGCCAUCAGAGAGGGCGCCAGGCUAGAUUUGAGACUAAAUAUUUAACACGAGAUAUGGACCAGCCCAAUUGUGGCUACUCAAGUGGUAGACCAAGGCAUCUAGAAGGGACAGUUGAACUAAAGGGCAAAGAGCUUAGAGAUCCCAGUUACAAUGAGGGGUUGGAAAAGAAGGCCCCUAAAGCUUGCAAUGAAGAUGUUAACUCUCUAGUUAGGAGGGUAAAAUGCAUGAGGGUUGCCAUGGCACCAGAAACAUGUGUUUAAUUAUGUAUAAUGUCUAUGUGUGAUGUCCACACGUGAUGAAACACAAUCAGAACUAUGUUCAUAUUAACAAACUAUGUUCGUAUUAACAAACUAUGUUCAUAUGAACAUAAUGAUAAUUGUGUUUUAAACUUCAAAAUAACACUCGAGAUGAAUGACAUAGACUAAAAGUCUGUGUGACAUAAACUGAAAUUUAAAAUGAUGACCAAAGUGGCAUAAACUUGGGUUUAAACUUAAAGCUAGUGUGAUAUAUACUUAGAUUUUAGUGGACAGCCUCUAGUGACAUAAACAGAGGCUUAAACUAAUGGCCUAGGUGACAUAAACUUAGGUUUAAACUAAAAGUUAGUGUGAUAUUUACAUAGACUUUAAUGGACAGCCUCACGCGACAUAAACUGAGGCUUAAAAUAACAGCCUAGGUGAGAUAAACUUUGUUUAGAAUUAACAUUCUAAUG